GUCAUACAUUUGGAACGAUCUCUUCAUCACAGAGACCGAGUUCAACAUGACUUGCAUCGAGUUCGAGCUGCAGGCAGCCAACAUCUUCACGCGAAAUACCGUCCUGGGCACCGGAAAGGUGCAGCUGGCGAUGGUGAGACAACGACCAAAUCACACCUACAAUCGCAAGCAGAUCCAGCUGACGGUGGAGCACAAAUUGACCUCCAAGUUGACGGUCACGGUCUUUUGCUACGGAGAGGGUGACAAGCCUCCAGCUCCUGAUGGGGCCACAGAAAACAAGGAGGAAGCAGAUGCUCACUUGAACGAUCUGACCACGGCCGUCAUUGGAGACACAGGUAACAAGAAUCAAUUCAAUCAAUUCUAUCACCUCUUUGUGCAAGUUCAUCGCGCGGAGCAUUUGGGUGGAGGAGAGAAGACGUUUAAUCCCUAUGUCUCAGUUGAGUUCAAUGGGCACGAACUGCGGACCCCUGCGGCGCGGGAUACGCAUACCUUAGCCUUCGAUGAGCAGUUCCGAAUUCCGGUGACCACUCCUCUCUUCCAGGACUCCAUUGUGAUUCGCAUCUGGGACUCUGGAAAGUGGAUGCGCGACGAGAUCAUCGUGCAGGGCAGAUUGUCCUUCUCCUUGCUGCGAAUGCAUGCCAUGUCGCCCAAAUGGUUUAACUUCUAUGGCUUCAAGAGUGAGGAGGUGCCUGACGUGCAAGCCAUCACCAGUAGUGGCGAAGUGGCCGAAGAGAAUGCCUACUUGGGGCGCUUGCUGAUCAGUGCACGAGUAAACAAGGUUGAAUCCAUGGCUGCGCAGCAACUCCCAGCAGUUAUGAGGGGAGGACCCUGCGAGGAACCGCCCUCCACAGUUCAGAAUUUCCUGAUGGAUGUCUUCGAAGUGUCCGGUUGCGCUGGUAGCGAGGUGAUGCUGGAGAUGGCCAUCGGAACCAAGUCCAAGAAGACCAAGACAGCCUCGCGGAGCAAAGAAUCCGAUGCAGAUCCGGCAACAGCUGGACGUUUUCUCUUCCAAAGCAACAAGGGGCGCAUGACGCCUUUGGUCAGUGUGCUGCCCACCAAUCCUCCAGAACAGCUUGACGUGAUCCUCUCCUUGUACUCGCGCACCACGGGCUACGUCACCGAUGCGGACUGGCAACGCAUCGGCUUCUGCCGCCUGAAGGUGAGAGAGAUUCGAGAAUGGGAGGGAGACACGCAGACACCCCUUUGGUGUGCCAUGAGCAACAUGGCACAUUUGCCGAGCAGCGUCGAACCAGGUUCCAUCCUAUGCUCCCUAGCUAAGUCCCAAGACACUGUGCUGACCAGAGGCGUGCCCAACUGCAAACCGGUGAAGUUCCAAUUGCGCUGCUACAUCAACAUGGCACGCAGCCUGCAGUGUGAAGGCGAUCGGGUGCCGAGUUCCUUUUGCGAAGUGGCCUGCGCUGGGCAAAGACAAAGCACGGCAGUGGUGACGCAGACCAGCUCACCCUACUGGGCCGACAUGUUGGACAUGACCAUAAGACCCUUGGAUGAAAAGGAUAUCAUUGGUCGAUUGGUUGAGUACUCGUAA
Molecule: messenger RNA, 1546 nt
Organism: Cladocopium goreaui
Lineage: Eukaryota; Dinophyceae; Suessiales; Symbiodiniaceae
Source: the annotation of a GenBank genome assembly